Molecule: messenger RNA, 1386 nt
Organism: Helobdella robusta
Lineage: Eukaryota; Metazoa; Annelida; Clitellata; Rhynchobdellida; Glossiphoniidae
Exons: 3
Biological process (GO): heterophilic cell-cell adhesion; establishment or maintenance of epithelial cell apical/basal polarity
Cellular component (GO): plasma membrane; protein-containing complex
Molecular function (GO): calcium ion binding
Source: RefSeq, a predicted model, not a curated record
UCUCAAAUAGGAGACACAUAUACUUGUCUAUGCAGCCUAGGAUUUGCAGGUGCCCAAUGUCAAAACCAGAUAAGUCAACCUUGCUACUCUAAUCCCUGUACUAACAACGGAACAUGCAUUCUCAAUGGAAUAAACACGUACGUGUGUUUAUGCUUACCUGGAUAUUCUGGAAGCACAUGUGCAACAAAAAACACGUGUGUUGUAAAUAAUUGUUUGAACGGGGGAACAUGCACAACUGAGUUUACAUGUCAAUGUAAACAAGGAUAUGCUGGAACCGCAUGUGAAAAAAACGACGCCUGCUCAUCUCAGCCAUGUAUAAAUGGGGGUACAUGUACUGCUACAAACAAUGGACAAUAUACAUGCUUUUGUAGAAAUGGAUUUACUGGAUCCACAUGUGCAUCUAUACCUGAUUUAUGUGCUCUAUGUGAAACAAAAAAUCCUUGUUACCCUGUUUCACCGUGUUUAAACAAUGGCGUUUGUAUUGAUACGCUAAAUGGAUUAUCAGGGUACACAUGUCAGUGCGACUCACAGUGGACCGGUCUUAAUUGUAACGUUCCUAAUUCUUGUUUCUCUAAUCCUUGUUUGAACAAUGGUACCUGUCUUAGUUCAGGGAAUAGUACAAAUUAUUUUUACACUUGUAACUGCUUGCCAAGAUUUGCCGGUGUUAAUUGUAAUCUAAUAAAUUAUUGUUUAGUAAAUCCUUGUUUUAACAACGGAACUUGUCGUCUGUCUAAUAAUUUUGUAACUUGCUCAUGCCAGCCUGGUUACUAUGGGUCACUGUGCGAGUCAAAAGAUUCGUGUUUUCCAAUUCCAUGUCUUAAUAAUGGAACUUGUACCAACAACGGCGUGACUGGAAAAUAUACUUGUCUAUGUCCUCCCCAGUGGCUUGGUUCAACGUGCGGCUCUGUAAAUCCAUGUUUCGUUAAUCCAUGUCUUAACAACGGUUCGUGUCUAUUAAUUGAUUCUGCUAAUUCGACUUCUAAUUAUCGUUGCGAAUGUCAGUCUGGUUUUACUGGACCAAAUUGCAAUGUUUUGAAUUUAUGUGCCCCGAAUCCAUGUAAAAAUAGUGGAACUUGUAACUUAAAUGAUGGUUUAGUCACGUGCACUUGUAACCAGGGAUUUUUUGGUACGUUUUGUGAAACUCAAGACCCUUGUCAUCAAAAUAAUCCCUGCUUGAAUAAUGGUAGCUGUAUAUCAUCGAGUACGGUCGGAACCUAUUUAUGUCAAUGCUCUCCACAGUGGAUUGGUACAAAUUGCAGUUUGAUAAAUCCUUGUUUUAUAAAUCCUUGUUUAAAUGGAGGGUCGUGUGUAAAAUCUGAUGGUAUUAAUAACAGUAAUUUUACCUGCAAAUGUACUCAAAAUUACGCUGGAACGUUUUGUGAACUU